This is a messenger RNA of Suillus bovinus, 681 nucleotides long. RefSeq lists its product as uncharacterized. The coding region runs from base 4 to 555 and encodes 183 amino acids. NCBI's taxonomy places the organism in Eukaryota, Fungi, Basidiomycota, Agaricomycetes, Boletales, Suillaceae. The transcript is spliced from 2 exons. The record is from RefSeq and is a predicted model, not a curated record.
AGUAUGGGACUACCAGUCACAGCGCCGAGCAGCGCUCCAUCCAGUACCCUGCCAAGCAUGUCUACCCUGGACAAUGGGGGCAGCAAGAGUCGCAAGAAGCUCUCACAAAGACUCUAUCGUUCAACCGAGGCAGAAGAUUUUGAACAACUGCGUCAGAUCAUCCAAGAGCUAACUAAAGAGAAUCCCCUCACAAGACACGAUGUUCUGAUCAAAGGUUUGUAUGUUCAAAAGCUCGGGAUUGACGAAUAUACUGAUUUUAGUGUAGCUAUCGGGAUCAUCAGGCAUCUUGAUAGAGAGUAUCGUGCUCUUCUUGCAGAGCAUGUUGCGGCUUUGACCUCUACUUAUCCCUCUGGCUCCUCUAUGCAACAUUUUGCUUUCCAUCCUGCAGUAUCACAAUUUCCAGCUGAUAGUUGGUCAGUGAACCAUGGCGUACAAACGACGCCGAUGCAUCCGCACAUGCCGUCUCCUGGAUCGUCAAAUAUCGCAUACAGCACUUAUGAUAGACAAAACAUGGAUGCUGUGCAUAAUUACUAUAUUUCGCCUACUAAUUAUUGACGUCACUAUCUUUCCUUACAGUAACAUAGUAUUAUAUACCUGAUAGAAGAGAAUGCGCCCGCUGCGGCUCAUUACUAUCAUACAGCGUUUAAACUCCAAAUAUACGUUAUGAGUUUCAUCUUCGAG